Drosophila busckii is the source of this 10971-nucleotide messenger RNA. It is a transcript of the gene fry, whose product is annotated as protein furry. Gene Ontology annotation, cellular component: site of polarized growth; cell cortex. The record is from RefSeq and is a predicted model, not a curated record. Gene Ontology annotation, biological process: neuron projection development; cell morphogenesis. NCBI's taxonomy places the organism in Eukaryota, Metazoa, Arthropoda, Insecta, Diptera, Drosophilidae.
GCGCUGCGUUACUUUUGUAUUGUCAUAGUGUAACCGGGUGGCAACGCUAUCGGCCAAACAAAAAUCAGCUGUGCUUAGACAGUGUUUGUCUGCUUCUUGUAAAAUUUUCGUUCAGCCAUUUUUUAUCAAGUUUACUUAAAAAUAUUCGCAUUAUUUGCAUUUAAUUGUGUUCAUUGACGGCAAUCGAGAGUGCUUUGUCACAGUGUGCAUAACAAAGCUGUUAAUACAGUCGUAAAAUGGCUGCAGUGCGUUUAAGCAGCGCUGCACCCAAUUAGUGCUAACUUUAUAUGCGUAUGUGUGUGUGUUUUGGCCAGAAAAAACAACGGGCAUGGAUCAGACACUGGAGCUGCAGACGCAAACGGAUGCGUCUGUGGCUAAUGCGAGCAAUGCAGGCACAAAUCAAAACCCAAAUGAGCAACACGUGACUGAUGUGGCUGGCGUUGCUGUUGGCGCUGCAACAAUUAGCAGCAAUACAACAAGCAAUAUAACAACAACAACAACAGGCACAAGCACAACAGCUGUUACACCAACAACAGUUACACCAACAAAAAGUCCACAGCGCAGCGUUUACCAGGAAGAUGCUUAUCAAGCGACGCUCGCUGGCGGCGAUAGCAUUGAUAACGAGCCACAGCUGGAGGCAAAUGGUUCACCCGCGCAGCGUCAUUCGGCCAACCUAAGCGAAUACACUUCGACGCCGAAAUCGACGCGUAAUGGUGGCACAGCCAAUGGCAGCGGCACCACAUCGCCCAUUUAUUAUCAAAUUUUAGCCGAUGAGUAUCCCUAUAGCAUUGAGUAUGAGUCACAGUCCCCCGUGACGCAGCAGGAGCAACAGCAGCAACAAAUAACAAGCAGUUUGCCGCCGUCGCUGCUACAACAGCAACAGCAGCAGCAACAACAGCAGCGCCGCUUGGCAACAACAGAUCGCCAGAGCUACGUCUCACCGCCUGCCGCUUUGCCACCGCUCAUCAUACCACAGCGUCAAUCGCUGCUGCCCUGGGGCGCACACUCACGUAGCUCCAUUAUCAACGUGCUGCCCAGUUAUACGCAGGCCGAGAUGCACGCCCUGGCAGCGAGUGUGGCCAGCGUGGAGCUCACAGCGCCACGUCCGGGUGAAAUUGUAAUGCGUAACUUGUUCAGCGAUUUCACGACGCAGGCGGAGAAGAAAAUUGAGCUGGUCAUGCUGGAGAGCGCCGAUAAGAAUCUCUCGAAGCUUUUGCAACGCGGCGAGGAUCCGCAAUUUGAUCAGCUGUUGUCUGCGCUGGGCUCUGUGGCUGAGCAUUGUUUGCCCUCAUUGCUGCAUACGCUGCUCGCCUGGCAUCGUCGCCAGCUGUCGGAUAUGGAGAUUAAGAAUGAUUUGAAAAAACCCGCCACAGGCAGCAGCGUGCAGUCCAUAAACAAAUCAAGCGUCGAUCUGGACUUUCAACUGCAGCGUCGCGAGGCCGCAGUGGAGUUUAUAUUUUGUCUGGCUUUGAUUGAAAUACUUAAGCAGCUGCCUUUUCAUCCGGGACAUGAGGAUCUGGUGCGCAGCAUUGAAAAUUUGGCGUUCAAGCACUUCAAGUACAAGGACGGGCUGCAGAACAAUCCCAAUGCGCAUAACAUACACAUGAUAUCCGAUCUGUAUGCUGAGGUUAUAGGCGUGCUGGCGCAGAGUCGCUUCGCCUCGGUGCGCAAGCGUUUCAUGAGCGAGCUGAAGGAGCUGCGCGCCAAGGAGGCGUCGCCAACGACUACACAGAGCAUCAUCAGUCUGCUCAUGGGCAUGAAGUUCUUUCGCGUUAAAAUGGUGCCCAUAGAGGAGUUCGAGGCAUCGUUUCAGUUUAUGCACGAGUGUGGCCAGUAUUUCCAGGAGGUGAAGGAUAAGGACAUUAAGCAUGCGCUUGCUGGACUAUUUGUGGAAAUUCUGGUGCCUGUGGCGGCGGCUGUUAAGAAUGAAGUGAAUGUGCCCUGCGUCAAGAACUUUGUUGAGCUGCUGUAUGUGCAAACGCUGGAUGCGUCUACCAAGUCGAAGCAUCGCUUGGCGCUGUUUCCCUUGGUCACCUGCCUGCUGUGCGUUUCCCAAAAGACUUUCUUUCUGACCAACUGGCAUUACUUUCUGGCCAUGUGCUUGAGCAAUUUGAAGAAUCGCGAUGCCAAGAUGAGUCGCGUGGCCCUGGAGUCGCUUUAUCGCCUGCUCUGGGUCUAUAUGAUACGCAUCAAGUGCGAGUCGAACUCGGCUACGCACUCGCGACUCCAAAGCAUUGUCAACUCGCUGUUUCCCAAAGGCUCGAAGGGCGUCGUGCCGCGCGAUACACCGCUGAACAUAUUUGUCAAGAUUAUACAGUUUAUAGCGCAGGAGCGUUUGGACUUUGCCAUGCGUGAGAUUGUCUAUGAUUUGCUGUGCGUUGGACGCUCCAUCAAGGUCAUACUCAAUCCGGAGCGCAUGAGCAUCGGACUGCGCGCCUUUCUGGUUGUGGCCGACUCGCUGCAGCAAAAGGAUGGCGAGCCGCCCAUGCCGCGCACUGUGCCGGUGCUGCCGUCGGGCAAUACGCUGCGUGUGAAAAAAACUUAUAUCAAUAAGAUGCUCACCGAUGAUACGGCACGCAGCAUUGGCAUGUCCACAUACUUUCCGCACGUGCGACGCGUGUUUGUGGACAUUUUGCGUGCGCUCGAUGUGCACUGCGGUCGCCCGCUGAUGAUGACAAAUACACAGAAUCAGAAUAAGGAACCUGACGAGAUGCUGUCGGGCGAGCGCAAACCGCGCAUCGAUUUGUUUCGCACGUGUGUGGCGGCUGUGCCACGUUUAAUACCCGACACGAUGACAGCCCAAGAGCUGGUGGAUUUGUUGUCACGCCUAACGGUGCACAUGGAUGAGGAGCUGCGCAUUUUGACGCAUCAAUCGCUGCAGACGCUGGUCAUAGACUUUCCGGAUUGGCGUCAGGAUGUCGUGCACGGUUACACACAGUUUCUGGUGCGCGAUGUCACCGACACCUAUCCGCAAUUGUUGGAGAACUGCACGCGCAUCUUGUUUAACUUCCUAAACAUUUGGCGCUGCGCGAUUAAUGUUAACGGCGCCAACAGCAACAGCAACAGCAACAACAGCAAUGCUAAUAACAGCGGCGUGCCUGUUGCGGGCGCUGGCGCCAGUCUGCAGGCCACACAGCCCAAAGUGGUGCCCACCAUCAGCACAGCUGUGGUGCAGGCCACACCUGUGGCGUCCAUAGCCGCCGCCGGCAAGGACACCACCAGCAGUCAGCUGUCCAAGCAGCAGCAUUUGAAUACCGCCAGCAGUGCCGCCUCUAGCAUUACCACCUCGAGCGGCAUGUCCAGCAUAACACAGCACACUGUACUCAAUAUGGUGAACAAUGAUGCGAACAAGAAGAAUGAAAUUCCUCUGGUUACCACAUUGCAUUUUGUCGAGGGCUUUGCGCUUGUUCUGCUCUGCAAUUAUCGCCCCUACUUGCGCAAGCUGGCUGCUAUGAUCCUGAAGGAGGUGAAGAACCUCAUGCGUGCGCUGGGCAUACCCGAAACGGAGCCACCGCUUAUCGAUGUCAUGGACCGCUGCUGUCCGCAGAUUAUAGAGAAAUGUCUGCCGCUGCUGCCGCAGGCAGAGAAAACGGCCAUACUCAAUGCCAAUUGCAUUGAUCUGCAGUGGAUAGCGGAGCGCUCCAGCGGCGUUUGGCUGGCCACCGAUGACAAUUCCAAGUCGUCCACUUCCACGCUAAAUCUAUCGCAGGCAAGCUCGUCGGCCGCUGCUGCAGCCAACGCCGCUGCUAGUAGCGCACAGCCACAGUUUGAUCCUUGGGCUUGCUGUCUAUUCGGUUUCCUGGAGCGGCAGCGUGUGCUGCAGCAGUGUCCAUCGGCUGUGGCACAGGCCUGGCCCAUUUGCUAUGCGCGCCUCAAUGCGCUCUACAGUGUGAUAGAUCCCACUCCUGUCAGCGACAAUCGCGCCUCAUUGCUGCGUGGCUCAGCGCCAACAAAGAAAAUGCCCACCGAGAGUCAAAAGGAUUCGUACAUGCGGCUCUGGCGCAAUCAAGUGGCAUGUGCCAUGCGUCUGGUGCCACAAAUACCCAGCGUAGCUGUGCGCUGCGCCUCGCCAGAUUUAAGCUUGAGUUUACAAGAUCAAUCGGACUCACGUUCGCUAUCCGAUUCCUUGGACAAUAUACCAUCAAAUGUCUUUGGGCCCGAGGGAAUCGUAACACGUUUCACGCUCCCACUCUCCUAUGGACGCAAAGAGGCGCGCCAGAAACGACUUGGCUCAUCGCCGGAUUCCCUCAACGCCGAUCGCAGUGACAAAUCAGCCAUGGGCAGUGCCUCGCCACAGGCGCUUUAUAAGCUGGUGGUGCCGCUGCUGCGUUGCGAGGCAAACGAUGUACGGGAUGCGGCCGUCAAUGCGUUGGGCAUGAUAAAUCACGAGGCACUUAAAGAUCUCAUGGAGGAGCUGCUGGUGUACAUACGUGAAGCAGUUGAUCGCAAGCAGGAGAAUAUGCGACGCAGACGGCGACGCGAUGCGCUGCGUUUGCAGGUGGUGCGCGUGCUGGAGAAAAUAGCUGAGAAUGGCACCUUUGGCGUCAGCACCUGCGUGUUGGAGCGUGAUACGAUGUCGCUGCAUCCCACAUUUGUGGAGUACAUUGAGGGUGCCAUGGCAUAUCUGAUUGCUGAAACGGACAAAGACAAUCUAAGCAUACGCGAGGUCAAAGCGCAUUUUUGCAAUUUCAUACGCAAAAUGAUAAAGAAUUUCUCCUUGGAAGCCUGCGCUACGCUGCUGUCGCGCGACUUGAAGCGUAAUCUAUUCAAUUUGUUUGCCUCAUGGUGUGGCAGCUUUGCCAAGCCAUUAAGCAUUAGCUCGCAAAUUGGCCAAACGCUGGAGGAGGAGAGGCUGCAAUUUAGUGCCUUACAGGCCAUGUCUGCGCUGCUCUGCUGCGGUCACAUUUUCUAUACGCCGCACUUGCAAGACGACGGCAUUAUAUAUAAAUGGCUGGAUCUGUUGCUUACCUCCAAGGAUGAGAAGAUCUAUCAACUGGCGCGAGAUACGGUGGUGCUUUUGCUGGAGUCAAAUCCCGACAUGGGACAGUUGCUGGAGUGGGUUAUCGAUCGUUGUUAUACCUCAACGCCACGCGAGGCAGACGCGUGCUUUUUGGCUUUGGCAUCCAUAUUUAGCGCCAAAUAUCCGUGUGAUCAUUACACAUCCGUUAUAACGGUAACGCUGCUUAUGACGGGAUGUCCUCGCGUGGAGGUGCAUGCAACUGCGUUGCAGCUUCUGCAAAUAUUGGACAAACGCUUCUUUGGCAGCGUUGUUGGCACACUGCACAACGACAACGAGAAAGAUGACUACAAAGUGGGCACGUUGGAUGUGCUGCUCAGCAGCGUCUAUUGUCGCUCGCAGCGUUUUCUAUCCAAGCAGCUGGCACAGCUGCGACCCGAGCUAACCAUGUCCAUAUUUUCGGAGAUAACGCAUCGUUUCCAAAGCGCUCGCGAGGAUGUGCGCGCGCUGUUGCUGCAGUGCCUGCUGCCUUGGCUGCAGAAUAUGGAACUGGUGGCCACCAGCGUGCCGCCCGCCACGCCGCUCUCCUACAUUAUGUAUUUUCCGGACUCGGGCACGCGUGGACGCCGCGAGGGCACGGGCUCCACCGAGGCAACUGAGAUGAUACUCAACAAUCUGUUGUAUAUCACAAGCCAAGGUAACAAACUAAUUUUCAUUUAACAGUUUUCGGAUGCGCAUCCGCGCGACAUUGAGGAGCUCUGGGGCACCUUAUGCCAGUUUUGGCCAAACAAUCUGAAGGUUAUACUGCGCUAUUUGGUUAUUAUGAGUGGCAUGGCGCCCACUGAGCUGCUGCCCUAUGCUAAGCGCGUUGCGCUUUAUCUGGCGCGCAGCUGUCCGGAUCGUCUGCUGGAUGAGCUCAUGGCUGAGCUGCAGACAGUGGAAACGCUCAAUUGCCUCAUUGAACGCACCGAGACGCCGCCUUUUUAUAGACUGACCAGCAUGCGCAAGGCCUCCAGUCACAGUGCCGAUGGUCAAGCUGUGGGCGGCAUAAACGAUUCGCGCACUCAGGAUCUUACCGUGGAGAAGGGCACUAUACACACCAAGCGGCAUAGCGGCGAGGAUCCCAUUAAAAUUGGCACCUGCAAAUCCGACAGUGGCAUACGCGCCUAUGCUGCCGCUGCUGCUGCCGUCACGCCCAUUUCGGGCGGCAGUCGUCCGCCGCGUGGCGCUGACAAAAUACGCGCCGCCUCCGGACCUUCGAUACUGCCACGCCCCGAGGACAUACUGAUCAAUGAUCCGGAGCUGCGUCAGGAGGAGAAUGUGGAGCUACGCAAUGCCGCCGAGGCGCCAACAAAUGCGCAUCCACAUCCGCUGCCCAUGCCGGAGUACGGCGGCUACUUUGCGCCACUCACUGAGUUUCUGCCAGACGUUAGUCUGCCCAUCAGCGGCUUUCAUCGCUGCAACGUGGCCGUCAUGCUGCUCACGGAUAUUGUAGUGGACGGCAUACCGGGCAUUGAUUGGACGCUGCACUUGCCGCUAAUGCUGCACAUCCUCUUCCUGGGACUCGAUCAUACGCGCAUCAUAGUGCGCGAGCACUGCAAGCAGCUCUGCGUUAAUCUGCUCAUUGUGCUGGCCGAGCACAACGAUCAUCUGACGGUGGCGCGCAUUUUGCUGAACAGCGAGACAAGCAAGCUGGACUUGGGACUGACGGUGCCGACUUUGCCAGUGAUUGACAACAAUUUCACAGAGCUGCAUCAGCAAUUCGAUAGCUAUCUGCUGCAUGUGAGUCCGCAGGCGGCGGCCUAUGCGCUGCAGCAUAAUCUGUCCAGCUCCACCAUAAUUGCUGCGAACCACAGGCGAAUGCAGUGGCAGCCGCAGCAGCAGCAGCAGCGGUGGCUGCAUGCCACGCCCAAUACGCUGGCAGCAACGCCCGCGGCGCUGCAAAUAAAUCCGAAUAAUACAGAGAACUCGGAGGUGCCGCUCAUCAAUGCGGACGAGCAUGCGCCACCGCAGCCUGGACCCAGCAUGCCCAUAGCGCAUGUCAUCAAAAGCCUGCUCAAGUUUCUGGCUCACGAUACGUGCCAGCCCUUGUGGAACUACGAGGACAUUACGGCCAAGGUGUGGGCAGUGAAGUCGGCGGAGCAGCUCAGCUGCUUCCUCAAGCAUAUGGUGAAAGUGUUUGCGGACAGUUAUCCACAGGCGCGCAUAGCUGAGCGCUGGGCACAGACUGCACUGCAGCUGGGUCUGUCCUGCUCCUCGCGUCAUUACGCCGGACGCUGCCUGCAGAUCUUCCGUGCUCUCAAUGUGCCCAUCAACUCACGCAUGCUGUCCGAUAUACUGUCGCGUCUGGUGGAAACAGUGGCCGAGCAGGGUGAGGAUAUGCAGGGCUAUGUGACGGAGCUGCUGCUGACGCUGGAGGCCGCUGUGGACAGCCUGGACUCGACUUUCAGGCCGCUGGAUGUGAUGAAGGACAUUUUUAAGAGCACGCCCAAUUUGAAUAACAAGGACGGCGGUCCCAAUUCCAUACUGCCUGGCAAGAAGUCGCCCUCGGGCAUGACGCCACAGUCCUCCAACUACUCCAUACCCAGCCAUGGACGCAGCACUAGCUACUCGGUUUCCUAUUGCGGCCGCAAGGCCAACAACUCGCCCUGUGACAAGCAAACGGAGCUUAGGAAUCGCGCCUCUGGCAUGGAGCUGGAGCGCAGCGUUGUCUGCAAGUUCGGCGGUGUGGGCGUGGCAGGCGGCUCCGCCUUGUCGCGCUCACGCAGCGCGCAGAGCCUCAAGAUGUUGGGCGAUACGGCCACGCAGGAUGACAAGAUGACCAUAUUGGCGCAGCUGUUCUGGCUGUCGGUCUCGCUGCUGGAGUCGGACUAUGAGCAUGAGUUUCUGCUGGCGUUGCGUCUGCUGACGCGUGUGCUGCAUCGCCUGCCCCUGGAUCGCCCCGAUGCGCGCGACAAGGUGGAGAAGCUGCAGCAGCAGCUCAAAUGGAACGCCUAUCCGGGUGUGCAUGCGCUGCUUUUGCAGGGCUGCACACAUAGCACCACCUAUGAGCCAACCAUCAUGCUGCUGGCACAGUUUGCCCCGCUGCUCAGUCUGCCCGUCUGCGAUCCCACGCAGAGCUGCGCCUUUCCCAUGAACGUGAUUGCCUUGCUGCCGUACAUGCUGCUGCACUAUGAGGACGCCAAUGAGAUUUGCAUACGCAGCGCUGAGAACAUUGCGCACGUGUCCACCGAGCUGGGCGCCAAGCUGGAGCAUCUGGGCACUGUGAUGACGCUCUACAGCCGCAAGACCUUCUGCAAGGAGUCGUUCCAGUGGAACCAACGUGCGUGGUCAAAUAUUCUGCAUGACACCUACGCCCACAUGGGUCUGCAUAUGCUCGCCUUCCUCAUCGAGGUGCUGGAGAAGGGACCGCAGCAGGUGCAGGUGCCCGUGCUGAAUGUCAUACACUGCAUGCUGCACUACGUCGACUUGUCGGCACCACAGGCGCAAACCAUCAACGCGGAUCUCUUGCGUGCCAUAGGCAAAUAUUUGGAUACUGUCAACUGGAAGGAUUCAUUGAAGAUACUCAAGCUGAUUGUAACACGCAGCUCAUCGCUGCAGGUGGUGCCACCCAGCGAUGGCAGCAGCGCCGGCUUAUCGUUCUCCUUCUAUGGCGCAUAUCCGGACUCGGAUAUGUUCUGUAAAAAGGAACUGGCCGGCCGCACCAUGGAGUUCACCUUUGACGUUUCCCAAACGCCGCUCAUCGGACGUCGCAUACUGCUCAAAACGGAGGAGCCCACUGUGGGUGGUGGUGGUGGUGGUGCCGCCUCCAACACAGGCAGCAGCUCGCUCAACUCGACUCUGACCAAUGCCACCAGUGUAACUGUGGCGCCUUCCCAGCAGUCCAGCGCACAGCUGCAGCAGCAACGUGCGCAUAGCAAUGUGGCUGCCAUUGCUGCCUCAGCAGUUGCUGCUCAGCAGCUACAGCAACAACAGCAGCAGCAGCUACAGCAGCAACAGCAACAUGUUGCUGGCUUGGGCAGCAUGGUGGGCACACCGAACUCGCCGCGUCGCAGCGCCAGCUUGUCACCAGCGGAUACGGUGCCGCUUAGCGGCUGGAAGCGUCCCUGGAUGUCGCAGUGUCGCGUGCGGGAGUGUCUGGUGAAUCUGCUGACCACGUGUGGACAGCGCGUGGGUCUACCCAAGUCGCCAUCGUCUCUGAGCACCACACUACUAACGGGAUCGAUUGCGACCAGACAAAGCGUCAUCUUCAGUCAGUCCUCGGAUCUGAUGGAACGUCAGUCGUCGGCUGCCUCGUCCACCGAGGAAACUUCUGGACCCCAAGGCGAUUUGAGCAGCGGUUCGCGUCGCGAUGAUGGUCAGCCUGACUUUACAGUCUUCAAGGACUUUGACUUUUUGGAGUAUGAGGACAGCAUUGCGGGUGAAUCCACAGACAACUUCAACUGGGGCGUGCGUCGCCAUCAGCUGUUCGAGGGCGAUGAGGAUCGUUUGAAUUGCGGCAGUGGCAUUGGUGGCUCCAUAAGGGGCGGCAACUCCUCUGCGCUGGAGGACAGCUUCAGCGACAAGACGCCCAUUUUAAGCAAACGCAAGCGUCAAACUGCAGAUGAUUCCUCCGAUGAGGAAGCCGAGUCAGAGUCGCCUUUGGAUGAUGACCAUCGCCAGUCGUUCUUAAAGUCCGGCUUUAGCAGCGUGCCGCCCACUUCGUUGAGUCUGCGUGAGCGACGUCGCCGUAACUCAGUGUCACGUAGUGAUACCAGCGGCUCCAGCGCCGGCGAUCUGGGCGACAUAACUCCCUGCAAUGCCUCGCCGCACUUGCCGGGCAUUAUACGCUUUGGUGCAGCCAUACGCGAUGAGGCGGAGGAGAACUGGCGCCGCCAGCUGCAGUCUAUGCUGGUGAAUCAGCCCUCGGCGCACACCUCAGAGCUGUUGCUGCAGCUGUACAGGCUCAUCAAGGAGAUUACCUUUAAGACAAUCAGCAUAUCCAAGGAGGCCAAGAAGUUCUUCACCGGCAUUGGCUCCCAGCUUGGAAAUCGCAUAUCGCUUUUUACCGAUUUGCUGAGCUCACGCGCUGAUCCGCCGCGUGUGUGGUGCAGCGAGCUGCAGACAACCACGCCCAAGCUGUUCGAGACGCUCCGAUUUAAUGUGCUGGAAGUGCAAGAGCAUCUGGAGACAUUCUUCGAUCGCAAGGAUCAGGUCUUAGAGUGCCUGGAUGCGGUUAAAACGUCCUGUAAACUAUCGCUCUUUAACGAAACGGACGUAGCUGCCUCUGGCUUGGAGUUGCCCAGCAGCUCCAGCAUUGCGUACAUGCCCUUUGAUCCGGCCUCCAUGGAGGUGGUGCUCGACUUGGGUCGCUCUCUAUAUAAACUCAUGUUCCAGCUGCUGUUGCUGAUUGAAUCGAAUCAUAAAAUUUCCUCGAAUGUCGUCAACCAUUUUCGUAUCAAUGAAGACAUGCAGGACAUAUCUGAUCUCUAUGCCCUGGUGCGCGAUGCUUUGGUGCGUUGCACUACAGAAGCCGAGCUGGAUUGCCUGGAGUCGUCCACAUCAACGGAAGGCGAGCAUACGCCGACGCCUUCGCCCGGCUUGCCCAUGACACAGGAGGAGUUUGAGUCGUCGCUACAUGAGCACAUAGGCCUGCAGCGCUGGUCCAGUGCCAUUUCCCAUGUGCGUCAGUAUCGACGUGUGUCUACGCUGAGCUCCGGCGAACAGAGUCUGACCAUCUUUAGCUAUGGCAAUCUGGACAGUCGCAUAAAGUUCGAUGAAAUGUCCAUUAUCUUGAAUGCCUAUGCGCAUAACGUUAUGAAGGAUCGCACAGAAGCCUUCAUUGUAUCCAAGUCGGACUCUGAGCUGUUCGAGGUGUAUGCCAAACUCUCUGAGAAUUUAUAUCAUGUCUCCAGCGCUCUCAACAACAUGGAAAUCAAUUUGAAGAGCAAUGCCAUGGGCGCUGGCUCUGGCAACUUGCAUCGCAGUGAGCAGGACAUUGUGACAAAUCUUUAAUUCUAGAGCAACUUUACAUA